This is a messenger RNA of Hibiscus syriacus, 465 nucleotides long. RefSeq names its product major pollen allergen Ole e 10-like. The transcript has 2 exons. NCBI's taxonomy places the organism in Eukaryota, Viridiplantae, Streptophyta, Magnoliopsida, Malvales, Malvaceae. The record is from RefSeq and is a predicted model, not a curated record. Bases 1 to 465 code for a protein of 154 amino acids.
AUGAAGCCAUUGAGCAGUGUAGCUUUCCUCCUCCACGGCACCGUCGUCUUCCACCUCUUAUCCUCCGCCGCUGCAGGGACGAUUAGAGGAGGAGGAUCAUUCGUGGACAAUAGAAUGAAGUUUUGUCUGCCGAAACCGGGAGUCGGCGAUGCCCAACUGCAGAGAAACCUGGAGUGGGCAUGCAAACAAGGCAUCGAUUGCCGCCCGAUUCAACCCGGCGGCGCGUGUGCUGAACCGUCCACCGUCAAGUCUCGUGCCGCAUUCGCCAUGAAUUCUUACUUCAAGUUUAAAGGAAGCGAUAGCGCCUGCGAUUUUCAAGGCAGUGGUGCGAUCACACCCACAGAUCCAAGUAAGCUGGAAAAACUCUUAGUUCAAAUUUUGGUUUUGAUCCGUACAUUAUGUAUGAAUUGGGUUAUCUCAGAUGCAUAUAUGUUUGAAGGAUCGGAUAAGGUUGAUCUAUCUUAA